GGCACUGAAACAUCAGCUAAAUCUUUUAAAAAGAAGACGGGAGCAGAUCAGGGGGAGAGAGAAAAAGAUUGCUCUCAGACGCCCCCAAAUCUUUCCCUAAUAAGGCAGCUUUUCUCCAGGCCAAAGAGGAAAGAAGGAAGGAAGGAAGAAAGAAAGAAAGAAAAAAAAGCAAAGUGGACAAACAUUUGUUUGUUUGGAAAUGUCUUUUCCUUCUGGAAACCUGGAGGAUGCAGCAAAGCAAAGACCCAAAGACAGCAAAAUGAGGAGAGAAGAGCUGGACAAUCCACAACCAGAGGGAAAGAGGUUGAAGCUGGGCAACGAAGAGGGACAUCUGAAGAAAAAGGAAGGAGCAGAAGAGGACCGGGAGAAGUCUCCACACCUGGGAAGAGAAGAAUCUGGAACUCAAACCGAUGGGGAAGGCCAAACUAGCCAUAAAUCUGAUGCUGCGGAAGUGACCCCGAACGCCAGGACUGGUCCACAUGGUUCAGCUUUGACAAUGCUGAUGACAAACAACAUAGAGGAAACCGUAGAGAAGCCCAAUGUAAGUGGAAGUUACAGUUUUCUUGAGCGAAGCAUUAUUUCUGAUACUAAAGUGGAGUGCAGCUCUUGUGUAGAAACAGUGGACAGAAAACUCUCACGACAACAGAUGAAUUGUGAAAGGAGUCAAUUAAGGGGUAAUCAGGAAGCCACUGCACCUCCUGAAACGAUGGCCCAGCCUUACGCCUCCGCCCAGUUUGCUCCUCCUCAAAACGGCAUCCCAGGAGACUACACCGGCCCCCAUCCUCACCCGACCCCCGACUACUCCGGGCAAACCACGGUUACAGAGCACACGUUAAAUCUGUACCCACCUGCGCAGACGCACUCCGAACCAAACACAAGUGACACAAAUGCACAAACUGUCUCAGGCACAGCCACCCAGACGGACGAUGCAGCACAGACCGACGGUCAGCAACAGACACAAUCUUCUGAAAACACAGAGAACAAAUCACAGCCCAAACGGCUGCAUGUUUCAAAUAUUCCCUUCAGAUUUCGGGAUCCAGACCUCAGACAAAUGUUUGGGCAAUUUGGUAAAAUCUUAGAUGUUGAAAUUAUUUUUAAUGAGCGAGGCUCAAAGGGAUUUGGUUUCGUUACUUUCGAAAAUAGUGCUGAUGCGGAAAGGGCGAGGGAGAAAUUACACGGCACCGUGGUAGAGGGCCGUAAAAUCGAGGUAAAUAAUGCAACAGCACGGGUCAUGACGAAUAAGAAGACAGUUAACCCUUAUACAAACGGUUGGAAAUUAAAUCCAGUUGUUGGUGCAGUCUAUAGUCCAGAAUUCUAUGCAGGCAGGGUGCUCCUGUGCCAGGCAAAUCAAGAAGGAUCUCCCAUGUACAGUGCCCCCAGUUCACUAGUAUACACGUCUACAAUGCCGGGUUUCCCGUAUCCAGCUGCAACUGCAGCUGCCGCGUACCGAGGGGCCCACCUUCGAGGCAGAGGUCGCACCGUCUACAACACAUUUCGAGCUGCAGCACCCCCGCCACCGAUUCCAGCUUACGGCGGUGUUGUUUACCAGGAUGGAUUUUAUGGUGCAGACAUUUAUGGGGGUUACGCAGCCUAUCGGUAUGCCCAGCCUACUACCGCUACCGCCACUGCCUACAGUGAUAGAAAUCAAUUCGUCUUCGUUGCAACCGAUGAAAUUUCUUGUAACACCUCGGCAGUUACGGACGACUUUAUGCUGCAGACCCCUACCACCACACACUUGCUCCAGCAGCCACCUACGGCGUUGGUGCCAUGCCCAUUUAGUGAUCCUCACAGAUUUUGUUCAGUUUGCAUUUCUAAGAGAAAUGAGCUGAUCUGCGCCAACUGAAAUAUUACAACAAUGGCCAGGCCAAUGGGACAUUUAUUUGAAUUUUGCACAGCACUUUUCAGCCGAAAAAAAUAAAAUAAAAAAAAGACUCAACAGUACCCGUAAAAUGUUAAUUACGGAUGAAGGGCAUUUUAAUGGUGCCACCAGAGAAAGAAAAAUGAAUGUAUCAACGUGCGUUGGGCGCAAGAAGUGAAAGAUGGUAGGACAGACUCGGAAGGCAGAAUACAAGUGUUUACAUAAAUAAAAAUAAAGAAAUAUUAUUUAUAGGUCCAUUUGAUUUUUCUUGUUAAUGCCAUCAGUGUUGGAUUAUUAAAACAAAACUUGAUCAACAGAUUUAUGAAGAGAUUGACUUCUCUAUUCCCCAAAAAAUGUUGUCAGUAGAACAGUCCAUGAGGAAACCCCCCCCCCACACACACACACGUGAAUGCAUUUUCCCUUUGUGGGUUUUACAAAGGCCUGUAAAAAAUAGGAGAUGGGAUUUUGACUUUCUAAUGAAUGAGAACAAAGGUUCACCAGCUAAAUCACCUUGGGUGAUUUUAAGCCGUGUGGAUUUAACUCCCAGAAUUCCAUAGCUGGCUGGGGAAUUCUGGGAGUUGAAGUUCAUGGGCCUUCAAGUUGCCACGGUUGAGAAACGUUGAACUAAACACUCGCCAAUGACCCUAAGUGCCAUAUCCCUCUGCUGAGAUCUCACCUGCUCUGUCCUAAACCUUCCUGUCACCAAGAGAUGGUCCCACUGUCGUUGUGUAGUUGCUAUUGGUAUCCUUGCUUGUUAAUGAAGAAUGAAUUCUGCAGAUUUCUACAUUAAAAAAAAAAUAGCAUCAAGGGUGGAGUUUGGACCAUUUGAGACACAAAAUGAAUGGAAUCCAUUUGAUGAAUCAGCGUCAGUUCAUUAGUUAAUCAGGUCAUGAAUCCUUGUUUGGGCUGAUGAUGAUUCAUCGGGAGACCCACCGCUGACACAAUUUGGAUACAGGUAGUCCUCAAUUUACAUCCGAACCAACAUUUCUGUUGCUAAGCGGAACAAUCGUUCAGUGAGUUUUGCCCCAUUUCGCGACCUUAGCCACCGUUGCUAAGUGAAUCACCUCAAUUGUUCGGUUGGUAACACGGUUGUUAAGGGAAUCUGGCUUCCCCGCUUGAUUUUGCUUGUCAGAAGGUCACACAAUAAAAGGGGAAUCCCACAACCCCGGAACACGGUGUCCGUCCUAAACAUGAACCAAGCAUCUUGAAUUUUGAUCACGCGACCUCGUGAAGACGCUGAUCACGGUUCUAAGUGUGAAAAAACUGUCAUCU
This is a messenger RNA of Pantherophis guttatus, 3130 nucleotides long. RefSeq names its product RNA binding fox-1 homolog 1 (gene RBFOX1). Gene Ontology annotation, molecular function: mRNA binding. Gene Ontology annotation, biological process: nervous system development; regulation of alternative mRNA splicing, via spliceosome. NCBI's taxonomy places the organism in Eukaryota, Metazoa, Chordata, Lepidosauria, Squamata, Colubridae. The record is from RefSeq and is a predicted model, not a curated record. Gene Ontology annotation, cellular component: nucleus; cytoplasm.